Rotaria sp. Silwood1 is the source of this 1965-nucleotide messenger RNA. The record is from the annotation of a GenBank genome assembly. NCBI's taxonomy places the organism in Eukaryota, Metazoa, Rotifera, Eurotatoria, Philodinida, Philodinidae.
AUGCCAUCAUUAUUGCCAUUUGUACAAUAUAGUAACUCGAAUUCAUCGUCACAAAGCGAUUCACAAAGUGACAACCGUGUUAAACAAAUCAAAGACGACAACGUUAUGUUAGAAAAUUCUUUUGAUCAUAAUAAUGAUAAUCAACAAGAUGAAGACAGUGAUAGUAAUAAUAAAGAAAAUACUACUAAGAAUCAACGAUCGAUUUCUUUAACUCGACAACCUAUUAUAUUUGAUGAUAAUUGGACAGCUAAACCGUCAAGACAUGAAAGUAAAUUUAUUCAAUCAACUAAUCAAGGUGAGGCAACAUUAUUAGAAACUGAACAAAAUGAAACACCACUCUUAAAUUCUAAUCAACGUCUAGUUUUUUCUUCGGACCAAAGUAAAUCAGUAGGUACAAUUGAUAAGAAACAGCAAUCACCCAAAAUUCAUAUAUUCUCACCAAAUGGUCUUAAUAAAAGUACUGAAAAAACUCAUUCAUUUUCAAAAACAAAUAAUAUGCAAUCAUUAUCAUUACAAAAUCGAACUAAAACUAAUAUAAUUCCAUCACCAAAACGUACAUCAACUUUUCCUACAAAUAAACUGACAAAUAUAGAAACUCGAAAAUCUAUUUCAAAUAUUCCUGUUUCAUCAAAUUCAUCAUUACAAUCAAUAUUACGUAGUCCAAGUCGAACAGCAGAUAAACGACAAAUUUCAUCAACAACAAGUAGUAGCAGUGCAUUUCAUUUCGUAACAUCAAAUAAUCAUCAAAAAAAAAUUCAUUCAUUAUCUAAUAGUAAUAGUUCAUCAUUUAAAGAUGAUCGUAAACGAAUAACAAGUAGUGAUGAUGAUGAUGAUGAUUCUGAAACAGAUCAUUUAAGUCAAAAUGAUCUUAAAUUAAAAUUAAAAGAAGAAAAACGAUAUGGAAAAAAAAAAGGAGAAUUAUUAAAUAAAUUACAUGAAAAUUAUGAAGAAUUAUUAGAAAAAUAUGCACAUGCUGAAAAUACUAUUGAUCAAUUACGUUUUCAACCAAAAAUGUUCAAUGAAAAUACACCUAGAUCAACUACUUCUGAACAUCAUGUUCAUAUUAUUCAACAACCAGCAAUAAAUAUGGCUACACUACGAUCGAGUGGAGUAUAUCAUUCAACAACUGGUUCACCAUUUUCAUCAAUAAGACCAGUAACAUCAACAACAACCACAACAACAACACCAAUUAGAAAAAGUAUAUCACCUGUCUAUUCAGAAGAAUUAAAGACACCCGAAACAACUAAACCUACUUUACUUGUUCAAACAAAAACAUUAGGAAAUAAGAUGAAAUCAUUUCUUACAUUAAUGCAUAAAGAUCAAUUAAGUUUAUCUGAACAAAAACAAGUUUAUGAUAAUAUUAAAAAUGAUUAUGAAAAAUUAGUUAAAACAUUAGAUAAAAAAAAAUAUGAUGGUGAUCUUCAUGAUAUUGAUCUUAAUACAGAUUUAAAUGAUGAAUUAGAAAUAAUGAAACAAUUAUUAAAAGAAAUUGUUCAAAGAAUUACAGAAAAUUUACUUGGUAAAUCAGUUGAUACUUCAACAACUGAACGACAUAUUCGUUUAACACGUGAUGAUGGUAGUCAUUCAAGUCAAUUAUCUGUUCGAUCUUCAUUAUGUAAUCAUAAUGAUCUUAUGGAUCAAUAUCAAAAGUUAUUAAAUGUUGUUAAUACAGAAAGUACUGAUAAAAGUGAUCAAAUGAAAUUCGUACUUGACGGAUUAGAAACUGAUUCCAAGCAAAUAAAAUCAACUUCUCAUCAUUCAUCACGAUCAAGUUUAUUCGAUCAUCAUCCAACAUCAACACAAAAUCAACAAAAACCAUAUGUUUAUGUAUCCGGAAAUUCAAAUUAUUGUGGAACAACUGAAUUAAAUGAAGUUUAUGAUCGAGCAGAAAAAGUUCUUUAUCGUUCACAAAGUUUAUCAAGAUAUAUCAAUCGACAACUUAAACUUGCUUUAGCUACAAUGUAG